GAUAGGAAAGGUUAUAACUCACGUGCUUAUUUUGAAAAAAAUUUUCGAGCAGUAUCCAUAAUUUUUCACUUUUCUGAUUUUAAUUCCUUUUACAUAAAUGUACUAAUAUAACGUAUAAAAAAUGCAAAAUUUAAUGAUUUAUAUACAUUUAGGAUUUAAAAGCGUAUGAAUGAACGUAAACUUUUACGUUUCGUUUAAUGAAAAUAUUAGAACUGUUUAAAUAACAAUUGCAAUUUUAAUAACAAGUAUUUUAAAAUGGGACGAAAAGCUAAGUUUGAUGAUACAAUCGUUCCAAGUGGUCGUGGGAGAAAAGCAAAGAAACAAGGAGAUCCAACAUUUCCAAAAGGAAUAUUAGUGAAAGAAGAAAAAGAAUUAAGUCAUAGACAGAGGCAACGAGCAAGAAAAAGAUUGCUAAAAAAGCAAAAUUUAAAUAAAAAGUUAACUAAGUUAGAGAAAACGAAAGGCAAAAAGGAAAUAGAAGAUACUCUAACCGAAGAUAAUGUCAAAAAUGUGACAAAACAAUUAAAAACAAAUAAGAAAAAGAAAUGUCUUAAAAGGCAACUUAAAAAUAAUAAUUUAAGUCAUGAAGAUGAUCAAAUGCAGUUCAACAGUGAUAGUAAUAUGUCUGAUAAUGAAGACGUAAUGCGAGGUGAGCAACAAAAAAUUAAAAAAAAGAAAUUACUAAACAAUGAUACAAAAGAUGAAAUUGAUAAUUACAACGACAUUGAGGAAUAUGAACAAAAUGGAAAAAUAGAUAAUGAGGAAAUGAAUCAAAAUGAAGAUACAGAUAGUUCUGAUAAUGAUGUUGAUCUACUUCCUAUUGAGAAAGCAAAUAAAAAAUUAAGAAAGAAACAAGAAGAAGAACAAAAAUUAGCGGAGGAGGAAAUGCAUGAAAUGACCUUGCAACAAUCUGUCUUUACCUUUCCCACUGAAAAAGAACUUGCAGAAGUUACUAAUUUAAAAGAUGUACAACAACGUAUAAAAGACGUUAUCAUGGUAUUAUCCGAUUUUAAAAAAUUGCGCGAUGUAAAUAGAUCCCGUUCCGAAUAUAUGGACCUUCUUAGAAGUGACUUGUGUACAUACUAUAGUUAUAAUAAUUUCUUGAUGGAAAAACUGAUGCAAAUAUUUCCACUGGAUGAGCUAUUAGAAUUUUUAGAAGCAAGUGAAGUCCAGAGACCUAUGACGAUACGAACGAAUACAUUGAAAACACGUCGUCGUGACUUGGCUGAAGCUUUGAUCAAUAGAGGAGUUAAUUUAGAUCCCAUUGGCAAAUGGACAAAAAUUGGAUUAGUGAUUUACUCUUCGCAAGUCCCUAUGGGUGCCACACCAGAGUAUUUAGCAGGACAUUACAUUCUACAAGGUGCAUCUAGUUUCCUACCUGUUAUGGCUUUGGAUCCCAAAGAAAAUGAAAAGAUUCUUGACAUGUGUGCUGCACCUGGAGGAAAGUCAUCGCACAUAGCGUCACUUAUGAAAAACACAGGUGUAAUCUUUUCGAACGAUGUAAAUGAAGAAAGAAUAAAAGCUGUUGUCGGCAAUUUUCACAGACUUGGCAUCGUGAAUUCGAUCGUUUGUACUUAUGAUGGACGAAAGUUACCAUCAGUGAUUAAAAGUUUCGAUAGAGUAUUGUUAGAUGCACCAUGCACUGGUACUGGUGUUGUUUCAAAAGAUCCCAGUGUUAAAACAAAUAAAGACGAAGUAGACAUACAGCGUUGUUGUACAUUGCAAAAGGAAUUACUUUUGGCAGCUAUAGAUUGUGUCAAUGCACGUUCAGAAUCCGGCGGAAUUAUUGUUUAUUCGACUUGUUCCAUUCUUCCAGAAGAAAAUGAAUGGGUCGUUGAUCAUGCCCUUAAGAAACGUGAUGUUAAAUUAAUACCAACUGGAUUAGAAUUUGGUGCCGAAGGUUUUACAAGCUACAGACAGUACAGAUUUCAUCCUUCAUUAAAAUUAACUAAACGAUUUUACCCACAUGUACAUAAUAUGGAUGGAUUUUUUGUAGCAAAAUUAAAAAAAUUCUCCAAUAUUAUUCAUAAAAACAAAGAUGCAGAGGAAGAAACUUUGAUAAUUGAUAAUUUUUAAGUUAAAAUAGAAUGAAUUAAUAUUGUAAUAGCUACAAUAUUUGAAAAAAAUGCUAUCUAAGUAAUUUAAAUAUUUUAAAAAUAUAUAAUUUGUAUGUACAGAUUUUAUAUUUUACAUUAAAUUUUAUAUAAAUUACUUCUAUUGUUAUAAUAUUAUUUUUCAGAUUAUACAUUACUUGUAGAUCGAUUAAAAGAGUGAACAAUUAUUUAGUCAUCAUAUAAAAUAGUCGUUAAAUAUUUAUAUAAAUUUACCAGACUUUUUCAUUAAUGGAAAAAUAUACUCUUUAAUUCCUUUUCACAAAGUUUUUUUACAUCUUCUGAAAUAAAAAUUGUUAUUCUCAUUUAUGUAAUUCUAAACUGAAGAUCAGUAGAUCAUAAUAAAAUAAAUACAUAAUCAUGUAUAUAUAUAUAUGUAUAUAUAUACCUUCUAUUUCCAUUAUACUUGCACUUUUUUGUUGAAUAACUACAAAAAAUUCCCUUAAGUUCGAUAACUUUCCAACGACCCAAUAAUCGCUCAUAGUUUUUAUAAUAAUUUCUCCAGCUUCUUUUAAUCUAAAAUUACAAAAAGAAAGAUAUAUUUUAAUUGUAAAAUAAUAAGUUAAAAUGCUAUUGUAUUAUGUACUAACUUAUUUGUAUCAUUAUAUAUAUCAGUGAUAACUCUCAAUACUUCCGGUGUUGUAAGGACAUUAGAGCAUCUCCUGUUAUCUGGAUGUAUUGUACUUUUAUAUGCUAAAUUAAGUUUAUUGAAAUAUAGAUAUUUGCAUGAUUCAGAAGAAACUGUUACAUGUUUAGUACAUUGUUCAGCAACUGAAUUAACAAGUGUGGUUAAUUGCGGACCAAGAAAGCUGUCCAGACUUUUAAAGAAAUCUAUUAACAAACUUGUUUUACCUGUAAAAUAAGCACUCCAAUUUUAUGUCUUUUAAAAUGUUUACUUCAUUAUUUAAAAAAAAAGAAGAAAAGGGAAGAUACUUACUAUCAACAAAUAGGCAUAUUGUAGCACUUAAUGCUCUAUAAACAACUAAAUACAGUGACACUGGUUUCGUAGAAUAAUUAAUAAAUACUUUAGGAGAUUUUCCGAUUAAACUUGGUUCAUUAAUGCUAGAUGGACCAGUGACAAAUCUAAUAAAAUUUAUGUAACUUAUUAUAUUGUUAUAAUAUAGAAUAUUUAAUUAUUUUCUAACUAGUUAGCAUGUACUAACUUUCCAUAGUGAGUGGUUGUAAAUGGUGAAGGUGAAUUUCUGGGCAUUGAACCCUCGUGUAAUUCUUUUUCAAGAUGAGCUGGCAAAAGUGUACUUACUAGAUAAUUAUAAACUACUUGCAUAUCUUCUGGCUCCAAACCACUCCUAAAUAAUGGCAAUGAAUAUUAAUUCUUUAAUUGUUAUAUAUUAUAGUGGCAUAACAAUAUUUAUAUUACUAACCACACAACUUGAUCAUUGUAAAGAAAUGCAGUGUAUUUUACUUGAGAAAACAUAGCUUCUACUAGAUUCAUGAAACACUGAACCCGUAAAAAUGUUAUUUUAUCAAGAGGUAAGAAUUGUAAGCCUUGGAAAACGUCCAAAAUAUCACUGUUAUUCAACUUUAAAGACAUUAAAUACUGUAAAAAAUAAAAGAUAUUAGAAAUUAUAUUAA
Molecule: messenger RNA, 3704 nt
Organism: Frieseomelitta varia
Lineage: Eukaryota; Metazoa; Arthropoda; Insecta; Hymenoptera; Apidae
Product: probable 28S rRNA (cytosine(4447)-C(5))-methyltransferase
Exons: 7
Coding region: 256-2076 (606 amino acids)
Biological process (GO): maturation of LSU-rRNA; rRNA base methylation
Cellular component (GO): nucleolus
Molecular function (GO): RNA binding; rRNA (cytosine-C5-)-methyltransferase activity
Source: RefSeq, a predicted model, not a curated record